This is a messenger RNA of Myodes glareolus (Bank vole), 439 nucleotides long. NCBI's taxonomy places the organism in Eukaryota, Metazoa, Chordata, Mammalia, Rodentia, Cricetidae. The record is from RefSeq and is a predicted model, not a curated record.
UUCCUGUCGCGGCCGUCAUCAGAGAGGAGCAGCCAUGGCCCUGCGCUACCCCAUGGCCGUGGGCCUCAACAGGGGCCACAAGGUGACGAAGAACGUGAGCCAGCCGAGGCACAGCCGGCGGCGCGGGCGCCUCACAAAGCACACCAAGUUCAUGCGGGACAUGAUCCGGGAGGUGUGCAGCUUCGCGCCCUAUGAGCGGCGCGCCAUGGAGCUGCUGCUCAAGGGGUCCAAGGACAAGCGCGCGCUCAAGUUCAUCAAGAAGCGGGUGGGCAUGCACGUACGCACCAAGAGAAAGCGGGAGGAGCUGAGCAACUUGCUGGCCGCCAUGAGGAAGGCGGCGGCCAAGAAGGAUCGUUAUUGGCAACUGUGGGAAACAGAACUUUCGUCUAACAACUUCAUCAUCAUCACUCUGGAAACCCCAGGCACAACCCAUGCUUGA